AUGGAUCUCUCCACUGGUGCAGUGGUCUUCCUGUUCCUCACCUGCCAUCUCUGUGAGGCAGAAGACCGAAAGUAUAAUUCAGUCCUCACGGUGGACAAUGGCGGGCAGUGGGGUGAAUGGGGAAAAAUUGAAUUCUGUCCCAAAGGACACGCAAACGGAUUCUCAGUGAAGUUUCAGGUAGAACAAGGUAUAACCGGUGAUGAUACUGGCCUCAAUGGCAUCCAUCUCCAUUGCAGUAGUGGUGGAGUUGUACAAUCUACCGUUGGACCGUUUGGAGGAUCGGUUACGGUUGAAAAAUGCCCCAGGAACAGCUACCUGGUUGCCUUCGCUCUGAAAGUGGAAGCCCCACAAGGGCCAGGUGAUGAUACGGCAGCCAACAACAUCCAGUUCAGCUGCUCAGAUGGGACUAGACUGGAGGGCUAUGCCAACGACGUCGGUACUUAUGGCCAGUGGAGCAAGCGCUGCACCACUGGUGCCAUCUGCGGGAUCCAAACAAAGGUGGAGCCUAUAGUUUCAGUUGAUAGCACAGCACUUAAUGAUGUCAAGUUCUUCUGCUGUGACUGAAUCACCUGGGCUUCAUCCUGCUACAACACAGCUGCCUGUGUUCUAAUGGUCUGUUGGCAUGAAA
Messenger RNA from Lacerta agilis (Sand lizard), 628 nucleotides. RefSeq names its product vitelline membrane outer layer protein 1-like. The coding region runs from base 1 to 564 and encodes 187 amino acids. The record is from RefSeq and is a predicted model, not a curated record. The transcript has 3 exons. Lineage: Eukaryota; Metazoa; Chordata; Lepidosauria; Squamata; Lacertidae.